Molecule: messenger RNA, 6471 nt
Organism: Dreissena polymorpha
Lineage: Eukaryota; Metazoa; Mollusca; Bivalvia; Myida; Dreissenidae
Exons: 25
Coding region: 256-4050 (1264 amino acids)
Biological process (GO): axon guidance
Cellular component (GO): neuron projection
Molecular function (GO): transmembrane-ephrin receptor activity; protein binding
Source: RefSeq, a predicted model, not a curated record
UAUGAAAUAAUUUAUCACGAUCACAGUGACAUUUGCUAGACAGCUUUCCGCGUGUAGCUUGUUUAUAUCUCGCGAGUUCUCGUGUGACAGCGGCCAUGUUGGAGAUCUUUGGUUACAUAGGACGCUAAAUUAUUGUAAACAUGUGGAUGUGUUCUUCUUUAAUGACGAAUCCUUUCCUGGUGUAAGCCCCGUAAAUUAAUAAACAUGUGAAUUACGAAGUAAUUUUCACUAUAUCUAGCUUAAACAUCCACGAAAAUGCCAUGUUCAUGGCAAAAAGAGGAUUAUUUUUCGCUCUUAAUGAGCACGGACAAAAAAUCGUUCUCAGCUCUGGAAAUGCUUGUUGAUGACUUGCAUGCUGACAAAGAAAAGACCGUCAACAAAUUUCUCUGCCACUCUGGAUCAGAAGACUUUCUCUGGGGCCUAGUUCGGUUACUGGGAAAUGACACCGCACGAGUGGCUGGCAAUGCAGCCUACAUUUUGGGCACACUCGCAGAGUCAGAGAUCGGCUGUGCAAGAGUUCUCUCCCUUGUGAACAGCCGAUCAACGGAGAGCAAGAAGAUAUUGCCCAACCUCACUCGCAUGCUCACCUUUGAUGACUCUGAGAGUGUAAUGAACGCGGCUGGAACCAUGGGAACCCUUGCUGAAAGCCACGAAGGUCGUGAAUGGAUCUUGUCAGAGCCCUGUCUUCCCCAGACUUUGGAGCACAUAACGGCACUGCUGCAUUCUGAAAACCUUUGGACAGCCAGCAACGCUGCACUUGUUCUUGCCAGACUGAGUAUUUCAGAGAUGGGAUGUACACGCAUUCUGGAACACGAACAUUCGACCCAUAUCUUGUCAAAACUCAUCUUGUCGCUAGGCGUUGAUGAAGCUGGUCGAGGGAUGAACGCAGCGUUUGCAAUAGGGCGUCUGUGUGACCUGGAUCAGGGGAGGAAGCGUCUUCUGCAGCUCAGUGACAGCGAAAGAAUGAUUUCAUCCCUCGCCAAAAUGCUGAGCUGUGAUGACACUGGGGCGAGCAAAAACGCCUGCUUUGCGCUCAGUUGCCUAGCAACGAACGUUGAAGGUCAUUCUCGGCUGCUAGGGAACACACAUUCAGAGGAGAUUCUUAAGACGUUGGCGACCCUACUGAAUGCUCAAGAUUCAGAGACCGGAUGGUUUGCUGCUAUGACUCUGAGAACGUUGGCUAGUCAACCAAAGGGCUGCCUCAGACUUCGAGAGCAUCCACAAGUCAUCUCCGGAUUGAAAAGUAUAGAGGUGAAGGAAGAUGUGAAUCCUGAUCUGAAGGAAGAAGCCAUUAUCACACUAGAAAUACUGAAAAGAUUACCAAAACCUAGUCCACCUGUCAUAUUGACAAUAUCCUCUAACAGUAUUCAUGUUACCUGGGACCCCAUAGUGACCAAGAGUGGUUUCCAAGUACGCUACCAGCUGUUUGACAGCACAAAAUGUGUUUACACAGGCAAGCAGUGUGAAUGUGAUGUCGUAGGCCUCCUACCCAACACAGUAUACGUGUACAAACUACGGGCUUACACAGAAGGGGAUGAAAGUCCAUUCAGCGAUUGCGUCUCCAUUAUUACGGAAGAAUCAGUGCCAGGGCCACCCCAGAGUGUUCGUGUUUUGGGAACCACUAUUACUCAGCUAAAAAUAGGCUGGGAUUCCCCCUCAGAAAUUAACGGCACCCUGAAAGGGUACUACAUAUUUUUAGAUGACAAAGAAGUCCAGCACACUUUGGAGAAUACAAUAAUUCUUACCAGUCUAUCACCCAACACAAGCUAUGAAGUUGAGGUGUGUGCAGCCACCAGUAAAGGUCGGGGAGAGAAGGCUGGGUGCUCUGCUGUCACCGCGGAGAUGGGGGCCCAUGCUCCAUCCAAACCCCACAUAAAUGUGGUGGGUCGCAAUGAGUUGUACGUGUCAUGGGGCCCACCAGAGGUCCCGCUUGGUCGACUCAACCGUUACGACGUGAUCAUGAACGACAAGAUCAUCUACUCAGGCAAUGACUUGAAUCUUCCCGUGCGGAGACUCACACCUGAUACCGAAUACAGCUUUGUGAUUGUAGCCCUAACCAGUGAUGGCAAGUUUGAGAGCAAGAUUGCUAAAAAGAGAACUGCAAAAGAUGAAUAUGACCCAGCCAGGGCACCACUCUAUCAGACCCCAAAGAAAGAAGUCCCUGAGGAGGGUUUGAAAUUACCCCAAAGUACACCAACAACUCAAAAGAAACGAAAGUCUAGUGCUGGACGAAUUUCUAGUGCCAAACAAUCCUCAAAGCGUGCUGGUACGGGUAAAGAAAGGGUAAAAAGCAGCUCAGCCCCUGUAGAUCCAAGACCCAGUUCAGCUUUCUUGUACACUCAUGUGGCCAGUAGCAUAACGUCGAUAAAAGAGGUCCCUUCGCCGCGAGUUCCUCUUGAGAAACAAGAAAAACCUCAGUCAGAAAGUCCGCCCACCUCAGUGGAACAGAGCCCAGUCCAGAGUACCACACCCAGUCUGGCAGGGAGACCAGUGGCCGAGAUAAAAAUAGAAUCUCCAGUGAAACCAAGAACACCUCGAUUGCACCACAAAAUGGAUCGAAGUGCGACCAGUCUUAGUAUUCAACAGCGAGUAGCUUUGAGUACCGUCUCAAUGCAGAACAGUGCAAAACCAGAUAAUAGUGCUGACACCUCAAAGCCCUUAGAGUCCAGUAUUAGCACCAAAAAACUUGGAAAUAAAGAGACGCCUAUUAUCAAUAACUUAACUAAGAUUGAAAGGUCAAAAACUUCUUUAAAUAGUACUAGGAAAGGAAAAUACUCAAGUUCUCCCAUUCAGAAAAGUGAAAGUGAAACUAAACUUUUGUUCACUAGUUCACUGGGUCAGGAUAUUUCAGAGGGCACUAAGGUCGAAGAAAGGUCAAGACCAAAUACUAAUGACCGGGACCAGAAUUUCUCCGUAAAUAGUUACCAAAAAUCCAAACUCGAGUUUGAAACAAGUAAUAGCGCUAACCCUGUAAUUAAAAUAUCUGAAACUCCGACCCAUUUAAAUAAAGCAGAAAGAGAGAGAACGCGGGAAAAGUCAAACAAAGGUCAAGCGAACGGAAAUAGGUCAAGUUCAGAAAGGUUACGUGGCUCCAGAGAUACUGUCUUGCCAAAACCGUUACCACCUAGUCAGCAGUAUUUGUUGGAACCAGGUCAAGGUCAAAUUGAGGCAUCGUGGAAGGAGAAAAUAGCUGCCAGUCACAAAACGGCAAAGGAUGUAUUGGACUCUGAUUGGCUAACUCAAGUUAAAAGUGUAUCAGAGAGUUAUUCCCGCCCUUUUGCAAAUAAUCCCACUUUUACCGAGACCGCCGACAGCACUUAUUAUAUCGACCAAUCACAACUGUUCCUUCAGCGGACUAACACCUAUAUGAACUCCCACAGCAGACACAACACACUAGCGCCAUUGCAGCGUAAGAGUACAGAACCUUUGGCUCGUCAAACCUUGCCCCACAAUGCCCCCCUCACUCCCAUACGGGAAAAUAGCAAUAAGUCUGAAAUCAGGCCCACAGUAGGAAGGCGGUCCCUAGAAAAGCUUCAGAAAUCAACUUCAAACUCUAAGGUCUCCUUUCCUACAAAGACCGGACAGUUUGACAUUGACAUCAUCCAGGAACCUUCCUCCUCAAAACUCGCCAACAAGUUCAUCCCGAUGCAGCUGAGAACUCAGCCCUCCAACCUCGGACUGGGCCAUCUACAGCGUGUGAAUACAACCCUGCUGAGUGAUGUGGCAGGCAACAACAGCAUAUCAUUUCGCCGUGUGGAGGCAAUGACCCGCAGUCAGACACUGAUGGACAUGAGACAUUCCAACCCUGGUGUGCAGGCUAACAGCAGCAUUCCCGCUGAGAACCGGCGCGACCUGAUGGUUCCUGUAAAAGAAAGGGAGUCCAGUAGGGGCCGCAGGGCUAGCGGUGGUUCACCCAGCAAGGUCCACAAACUGGGGGAGUCCCCUUCAGGUCGGGCCCAGCGUAUGGGGGAACCAGACUCUGUGCUCCUACAGCAGUCUUGGGGAUUCAACAGCGCACCGGAUAUAGGAGCCUUACAGAAUGUCCGAUAGAUUGGAGCUGAAUCAGUAUUUUUAUACUAAGUUUAAGACAAAUUAGCUAUUAAGAAACUGUUCAAAGUAUUUGAAAACCACACUCUGUGGUCCUUUGGAAAAUUGACAUGUGAUAUAGAAGCCUUGCAAAACAUCUGCAGCCAAUUGUAUAAAUCUGGAUAUGUCUUAUCAAGUGGAUAACUUUUGGUUAUCUUCAGUUUCAUUUUUUGUGGUAAGCGAUUGUAUAAAAACAUAGAUAUCCAAAUAGGUGCAGGUUUUUGAUACGUUUUGAAAGGUGUUUGACUUCGUUUAUCUUUAUUUCAAAAAUCUUUUGGAUUGCAUAAAGUAAUCCAUAUUUAUAAAAUUGGCUACUUAUAGUUUGGAGAGCUGCAUCAGUGACCUUGACCUCUCAGAUACGGACUCUGCCUCAUUUGUAGUCCCUUAGUAAAUCAAAAUGAAUUUAAGACUUUUCUGACUUCAUGUACAUUCAAGUUUUAAAGCCUUCAUUUCCAACCCUUAGAUACUGAUGAGCAGCAAACAGCAUAACACGUGAACAGACUGAGUGACUCGCAGGCUGUUCUGGUUUAAUGCUGGUUGCAUAUAACCAUUUUUUCUUUGUUUCGGAGUGCUUAAGGUUUAAAACAUUGUUCAAGACAUUCAAGUAUUUUAAAACAUGGUUUUUAAGUCCUUUGGAAGAUUGUGAGUUUCUACUUAUUUUGUUUGCCUUGAAAAAAAAAUCAUAUGGACAGCCUUUGCAUCAGUCUACACAGGAGGAUUUAGAUCUAGCAAAUUAAUUUUACACAGAUACUAAUACAACAUUUUAAAAUGAAGUUUUAAUGAUUAAACAAUCUUAGCAAUGAUUCCAAUUCCUUGAAGGACUUUACAGUUGUUUUAGAUGGACAUAAUUACAAAUGUAGUAUUAUGCAGUAGGCAAUUAAUUUCUGAGAAUAUGCGGGUACUGGUUUUACAUUAAUUUUCUAUUAUUUGAACAAUUUUGUUUGUGCUUCUACAAAAGUCAUAUUGAUGUAACGACUUUCCUGCAACCCUAAGUGUAACAUUUAAAUAUGUCUUAUUAAAUUAUUUUUACUCUGACAUUUAGCAUUAUUUUAUUCAGAACUUGCAAGAUGUCUUUGAAUAUCAACACACAUCGCCCUGACCUCAUUUUGACCCUGACAAUGAGCUUAUAUCAUACUGUUUUGUAAUCGGCCAAUGAGAAGGUUCUAACAAGGCCUCUAUCAGAGAUCAUCUUAUUGAGUGCAGCCUCUUUUUUUGAUAAUGUUAGAUUUAAGAUUCAACACUGGAACCUGUUUUAGCCGCAUAGGUUUUUUGUUGUUGGUAAGAUGUAUAUACCCUCUGAAAUACUCUGUUGUUCAAACCACAAGGACACUUAGUGUUAUGUGACCUAACCUCACUUCACAAACUUCUCAGCUUUGAAAGUUUGCAUGUAGGGGCCUUUGUUUUCCUGGUAUUUGAGAUUGUAUUUGUUUAUCAAGUGUGACAUGAUAUUUAGGCAAUUUAAUUGCUUUGAAAAUGUGCUGUAUUUUGUUCAUAAAAAGAAUUUGUUUUCAUUUUGUUAAGUGAUCUUUGUUGACUUGCUCUAUUAAAUGCUGCAUUUUAAAUGUUUCUAUUAAGUAUCUCAUUAAAAGUUUAUCUGCUUUAUGUAUGUACAUUUCAUCCACAGCAUAGAUACUGUUCCGAUGGAAAUAUGAAGUAUGUUUAUGUACGGGAUUCAUGAUUAUUAUGCUACUAAAUGUGAAAUCAAUGUGUGGGCAUUUACAACGUGUUGUGCAUGUAAAGUGUGCAUGAUGAAAUGGGGAAGGCUAGUUUACUUGACUUGAAAGUAAAACUGUGCCUGUUAUUUGAUUUUAGUUUCGAUGUGCUUUUUAUACUUUUCUAUUUAUUAUAAAUAUUUUUUAAUAUAUGUAUUUGUGAUAUGUUUUAUUGCUCAUCUUUCAUUAUUACACUGAAAAUAAAAAAUUGACAUUUAAAACAAAUAAAAUGAGUGAAUGUGUUAUGUGUUAUAUGGGGCAACAAAGUCUGAUAUGUAACAGGCUUAAGAAUAUUGAACCAGCGUUAUGAUAUUAAUAUCUCAAAAGUUGUAUAAUUUAGCAUUACACAAGUUAGAGUAUGACAUACUUUUCUACAUACUUGCAUUAAACCUAUUUGUCCAUGACAAUCUGACACCUCAUUGAUGCGGGUAUGUUUUCAUGGUCAUGCAUAUUCAAAUGAAGUUAUGAAAAUAUGUGUAAUUAUUUUGCACAAUAUAUCUCAUAAACAACGUUCUGAUGGAAAAAUAUAUUUGUAAGUAUUUCAGUUUGGAUGUUUAAAAAAAAAUUUGCUUAAAAAAAGUUUUGUUGAUCAUUAAGUAAGCUAUGAUAAUUAUUUAAAUAUUUGAUUUGAACACCGGCUUGUAUCAUAGUGUAUUUUGCAUGACACAUGUUU